Molecule: messenger RNA, 3488 nt
Organism: Ipomoea triloba (trilobed morning glory)
Lineage: Eukaryota; Viridiplantae; Streptophyta; Magnoliopsida; Solanales; Convolvulaceae
Product: serine/threonine-protein kinase EDR1
Exons: 13
Coding region: 280-3120 (946 amino acids)
Biological process (GO): protein phosphorylation
Molecular function (GO): ATP binding; protein kinase activity
Source: RefSeq, a predicted model, not a curated record
ACGUCAGACUAGGUGGGAACUGAUGUCAUUAGUGUAAUUUCGUUAAACUCGGUGCCCAUUUCCCAACCGCCCCUAUCCACUUCCUUACGUUUUCCCUCCCUCUCUUUAGAUGGCAUUUUCACCGUCAAGGUAGAGAGAGAAAGAGAGAGUGAAUUAGAGUUCUACUGUGCCUGGUCACAGUGUUACACACAUACAAUAUAGAUAUAGAGAGAGAAAGGAAGAGCCGAGUGAUAGAGAGAGAGAGGGUGGAAGAGAGAGAAAGUGGAAACAACCCCAACUAUGAAGCAUAUUUUCAAGAAGAAGCCUCACCACCCCAAUCGAUCGAACGAGACUCCUCAAUCUUCUUCCUCUUCUUCCUCCUCCUCCUCCUCUUCUUCGACCGCGUUGACGUCAUCAUCGUCGCAGUCUUGUGCCUCCGAUCAUCGCACCUCUACACACUUGCAGUCGCCGCAGAGUCCUUCAACGCCGCCGCCGCCGCCUUCAACUGUCUCGGCGCCUGUUGCCGGUGGAGGAGCGCCGGCGGUCAAUCGGCAGCAGGAUUACUUUGCCUCGGAGGAGGAUUACCAGAUACAGCUCGCCUUAGCCCUCAGUGUCUCCUCGUCGCAGGCUGAGGAGUCUUUUCGGUGCGAUGUUGACUCCGGCAAAGGUCAAAUCCUCGGUGGAGGGAGAUAUGGUGCCGACUCGGCUCGGGAAAGGGAGGAAGCGACUGCGGACUUGCUGUCGAGGCAGUAUUGGGAUUACAGCAUUCUUGACUAUGAGGAAAAAGUUGUUGAUGGCUUCUAUGAUGUAUAUAGCCUCUUCAACAAUUCUGCAAGUCGAGGGAAAAUGCCAUCUCUAUCUGAACUGGAAACAAAUGGUGGGAGUUCUGACUUUGAAGUUGUGAUAGUUAAUCAGAAAAUUGACCCUUCCUUGGAGGAGCUUAUACAGGUUGCACAUUGCAUUGCGUUAGACUCCCCUGCCAGUGAGGUUGGUCUGCUAGUUCAGAGACUUGCUGAACUUGUAACAGAACAGUUGGGUGGGCCAGUGAAAGAUGCAAAUAUCAUACUCACUAGAUGGAUGGAAAGAAGCAUGGAGUUGAGAACUUCUCUUCAUACCAGUGUGCUGCCUAUAGGAUCCCUAAAUAUUGGGCUGUCACGCCAUCGUGCUUUGCUUUUCAAGGUUUUGGCUGACCAUGUUGGAAUUCCUUGUAGACUAGUUAGAGGUUACACGGGUGUUGAGGAUGAUGUUAUCAACAUCAUAAAGUUACCUAAUGGGAGUGAGUUUUUGGUUGAUCUCAUGGGUGCACCUGGGACACUUAUACCAGCAGAGGUUCUGAGUGCAAAAGAUACUUCUUUCAAGCCAUACAAUCCAAAUGUGAACAAUCUUCCCAGUGUCCAGUCAACUAGUGGUUCUGGAGAUUAUUACUCAAGACCCAACUCCUCGGAUGAUAAGAUGGAAAAUGAUUUUUCUACUAUUACGAGGCCAGUGAAGCCAGAAUCAAAUCCUUUAGUUUCAAAUACAGGUGUUGGCGCUUGUUCAUCAGGAUUAGGCAGCAGAGGUCCUAGCCAGUUGGAUCGUAUUCCAUCAUUGGUAAUUGGGAAGUCCUUGUACAAAGGUCGUGGACCUAAUGCUGCUGGUGAUGGCUCAAGGUUGAAUGUGAAUGUGGUUCCAUCGGAUGACCCAAAGAAUCUUUUUGCUGAUCUCAACCCAUUUCAAAUAAAAGGAUCUGGCUUGGCUCAGAAUAACAAUGGGUUGCAGUUUCCAAAAAAUAAUCCCAUGAAUUGGAAAAAUCGCUAUGCAUGCAAUGAGGCUCCUGGCCUUUUGCCAAAGAACAACCGUGGUGCUAAUGAUUAUAAUGCAUCAUCAAUGGCUUCUUCCAGCUCAACUACACCUCUGAAAGUUCUCUCUGAUACCUCAAGGAUGCCUGGUAAAUCAUAUGAUGUCUACAGGGAGAAGAACAACACUGCUUCUGGUGCUGGUAGUACAUCAAUGUUGGCAUCAACUCAAUCUGAGUUUAGAAAGUUCUCUCUAGAGGAUAAUCAAAGCAGUAAUCAUAAGCAAACAUAUGACAGGGAAGGGGUCUUGGAAAGUAAUGACACAGACAGACCCAGAGCUCAUGUGAAGGAUGUUACUAUGCAGAAUGACGGGAAAAAGAUUACACAAUAUAAAUUAACUGGGACAAAUUUGAAAUUGAAGGAGCCGGAACAUUCAAACACUAAAAUAGGGUUGAGUUCAUCCCGGAUUGAUCCAGUACUUGAUGAUGUGAAUGAAUGUGAAAUUCCAUGGGAAGAUCUUGUUCUUGGUGAAAGGAUUGGACUAGGUUCAUAUGGAGAGGUCUACCGUGCUGAUUGGAAUGGCACUGAGGUUGCUGUCAAGAAGUUCCUUGAUCAGGAUUUCUCUGGUGCUGCUUUGGCUGAGUUCAAGAGAGAAGUACGGAUCAUGCAACGUCUACGACAUCCAAAUGUAGUUCUUUUCAUGGGUGCAGUAACAAGGCCUCCUAAUCUUUCGAUCAUCACUGAGUUUCUCCCUCGAGGAAGUUUGUACCGGAUAAUUCAUCGUCCUCAGUCUCAAAUAGAUGAAAAACGCAGAAUCAAAAUGGCUCUUGAUGUGGCAAUGGGCAUGAAUUGCUUACAUACAAGCACACCGACUAUUGUUCAUCGUGAUCUGAAGUCCCCUAAUCUAUUGGUCGAUAAUGAUUGGAAUGUCAAGGUGUGUGAUUUUGGUUUGUCACGCUUAAAACACAACACUUUCUUGUCAUCCAAAUCAACAGCUGGAACGCCUGAGUGGAUGGCUCCUGAAGUUCUACGUAAUGAACCUUCAAAUGAAAAGUGUGAUGUUUAUAGCUUUGGUGUUAUUCUGUGGGAACUUGCAACACUGAGAUUACCUUGGAGUGGGAUGAAUCCUAUGCAAGUUGUAGGGGCUGUUGGUUUCCAGAAUCGGCGUCUUGAAAUCCCAAAAGAAGUGGAUCCACAUGUGGCAAGGAUAAUAUGGGAAUGUUGGCAGAUGGAACCAAAUUUGCGGCCAUCAUUUGCACAGUUAACAGUGGCAUUAAGGCCAUUGCAGCGGCUUGUGAUUCCUUCACAUGUGGACGAGCCAAGUUCAGCUUUGCCACAAGAAAUAUCUGUAAAUUCUACACCUUGAUUGUCUUCUUGGCUCCUAACUGUCAAUAAAAGGCUGUUCUUUAUAGAAAGAGGGAUCAUUUUCAUCUCCCUAUGUGAAGCUGAGAAACGAGAGUAGGUCAUUCGUGGAGGAUGGAAGGGUGUAGCAUCCAUCAUCAAUCAAUCAAUCAAAAAUAUAAGUGUAGAAAGGUGCAUAUUAGUUGUGUUUCUUGUAUAGUGGAAUGCUGCUGCAUAUAAGUUUGGGUACGUGUGUGUUUUUUUGAAACUGUAAAAAGUUUACUAUGUUGGGUAAAUCUUGCGGCUUUUGUCACCCCAACCCAACCCAAGGAAGUUUUGGUAUUCGCAUUUUUAAUACUAUUGACUCUAUUACAAUGCAGUAUCUGUUUAUAA